UAGAGGCGACUGCAUGAACACUGUAAAAUAUAAAAUAAAAAUAAACUAAUUACUAAUUAGUGAGUUAACUGCAACAUAAUAUGGUAAAACCUUAGCUUUAUUUCAAACAGUUGCUUUAAAAAGAACAUAACACUUUAAGUUGUUUUCAUAAACCAGUACAGUUUCAGUUUUUGACGAUGACAGAAUAAAUUACGGACCAACAGCAGUAUUUUUCACGUUAUUUUAGCAAGUUUUCCACUACUAAUCUCAUCCUCACUCCAGUCCAGAAGGUGGCGGUAAUCCACCUAAAAGCUGUUUGCCAACCGCCAUUAAACAAACAAAAAAAGAAGAAGAAGAACCCCCCUUUCUGUUUCCUUGUUCUUGCAGUUUGUUUUUUCCAUGUGUUUUCAGCUAUAUGCAUUGAAAUGGAUCUGAGUGUAGAUGGAAACAAAAGGCGUCUGCGACGAAAACGAGCAGACGGAGAAGAUGAUGAAGCUGUCGGCGUGAAGAAGGACAAAACUGAAGCCAGCCGGUUGGAGUCUUGUUUGGAUCAACCCACCGAUUCAAGCAGCAUCCAUGAAGUCAUCAAGUAUACACCCUCAGUGCUGCCAGCCAGACAUUAUGAUGUCGACACCACCGAACCAAUAAGCUGUGGUCUUCAGACUUUGGACGAGCUGCUGUCAUGGAACCGAAGUGAGGCGAACCCUUUUAAUGUGGCAGCAGUCCCUCUGGCACCUCGGGAACCUCCUCUGGCCAGUUCUCCACGGCGGACGUUGGUGUCUCAUGACAUGAUGGGCGGUUACCUGGACGACAGGUUCACCCAGGGGACAAGUGCAGAAGCUCCGUAUGCCUUCUACCACUGGCAGUACAUUGAUAUAUUCAACUACUUCACACACAAGCUGGUGACUAUUCCUCCUGCUGUGUGGACCAAUGCUGCUCAUAAACAUGGAGUCUCCGUUAUAGGGACGUUCAUCACAGAGUGGAGUGAUGGCGCCGCAGCAUGCGAGGCCUUCCUGAAGGAGGAGGAGUCGUACCGGGCUGUAGCUGAUAAGCUAGUCCAGAUCAGCCACUAUUACGGCUUCGACGGCUGGCUCAUCAAUGUAGAGAACAUCCUCAGCGAGGUUGCAGUGAAGAACACACCUCUGUUCCUGCGCUACCUCACAGACCAGAUGCACGAGCGAGUCUCCGGCAGCCUGGUCCUGUGGUACGACAGCGUGACCGAGAACGGACAGCUGAACUGGCAGAACGAACUCAACCAGACCAACAGGGUGUUUUUCGAUGCCUGUGACGGUUUCUUCACCAACUACAACUGGACGGAGCAGAACCUGGAGACGAUGAAGGACUACAGUGGGAUCCAAGGCCGCACGGCUGACGUCUACGUUGGGGUAGACGUGUUCGCCCGGGGCAAGGUGGUAGGAGGGAUGCUGGAAACAAAUAAGGCACUGGAGGUCAUUCGGAGGCACGGCUUCUCUGCAGCCGUCUUUGCUCCGGGCUGGGUGUACGAGACCAACGAUGAUAAGACUGAAUUCCGCAAGAACCAGGACAUGUUCUGGGCUCUUCUGUCAGACUACCUGUACGUCCACCGGCCCGCCUCGCCUCUCCCCUUCAUCUCCUCCUUCUGCCAGGGCUUUGGGAAGGCUGUCUUCUGGAGAGGAAAGAAAGAGACAAUGAGGAGCUGGUUCAACCUGACUGCUCAGGAGAUCCAGCCCCUGUACUACCGCACACAGCUGGGGGGCCACGGCUGGCUGAGGAGCCGGGGCUGCCCGGAGGACGCCUGGAACGGAUGCUGCUCGCUGCUGCUCGACGGCCUCAUCCCCGCUUCUCACACGUCCCCAGUUUGUGCCAAGAUCUUCUCACUCCAUGUGGCCCUGCCAUCCCAGACCCUGGUGAGCUUCAUCUACAAGCCGUCUGCUGGGAUCACAGUCUCCCUGGAGCUGAAGACCACAGAUGUUUGCACGCAGACGGACAUCGACGAUGCCAGACUUACCAGUGUGAGUCCUGAGGUGUUAGAUGGGGGGCACCCGCUGGUGAGACAGUUCUCUCAGCUAUGUGGAGACUUGAAUCCAGAUGGUUGGACUGUAAGAUGUUCGCAGCUGGAGCACAGUGGCUGUUCUCUGAGAGAACUUUGUGUCAGUAUCCAGCGGAGUGGAGACCCUCAGGACACACCGUUCAGCUGCAGGGUGGGAGAGAUCAUGCUGCUGGAUGUAGCCAGUCUGCAGGUUCCCCCCGAGCCACUUCAGGGCUUGUGCAUCUUUGACGUGGUGUGGCUGCAUGGCGCUGGUACCUCUCCAGAGUCCACCUCUCCCUUCCUGCGCCUCAAUGCCACUCUGCGCUGGGACUACCAGACCAAGCUCGUACGCCACUUCAGGGUGUACUGGCGACGGCUGAGAGGACCUGAUCCCCGAGUCCCCCCGGGUCAGCUGGUUCUGGUGGGACGGGCGUAUUCUAAUCUGUUUAGGGUAACGGAGCUGGCCGUGCCGGAGCCCCCCGCGUUACUGGAGCUGGUGGUGGAGCCGGUGAUCAGGAACGGCUUCCUGGUCCCAGAGAGCCACUGGGGAAGAAGAAGCCUCAGCUACACAGAGGAAGUCACACAAUGACUGUGAACAGAUGUUAUCAUAUCAUCAGGCUGCUUCUUCUUCUCUCCUUAAAUGGUGCUGAAACCUCGACUGAUGUAAAACUCCACACAUCCAAGAUGGAGCACUUAAACGUUUCUUCCUCUCUUAGAGGCGUGUGUGCAUAUAGUGUUUUUCCUCUGCACUAGUUUCAUCUCAGCUGCGUGUGGGUUUUGUUUCUAUGACAACGGUAUCUUGACAAGACUUCACCAAAGCUGUAGCAUGAUAGACCAGCAUCACCCGCUUGCUUUUCAUUACUGUUCUAUUACUUUUUAUUACUGUUUUUUUUAUAGUCAGAUAAGUGACAACACUCUCUCCUCAUUGGGAACGGUUGUAAAAAAGAAUCUGGCUCUCAGUUUAAGAGGCCCCUGUGAUGGCUGUUGAGAUUAUAGCUGACUAUCCCACAUCUGUUUGGCUACUUUUAUAUCUGAAAGUCACUUAAGUUUGGAUUUGAGAGGCAAAGCCUGACUGUUGAUCAAACAACAUGAUAAACGUGACGCUAAUCUGCUUGAAUUAUUCUGUCUUACUUUGUUUUACCUACUUUAACUGAGCAGUUUUCUUUUUACCACUUCACUUCAUUCACUUACCACUUAGUUGAUUUUUUUUUUAGCUUUCAGCCACAUCACAUGCUUUUCAUCAGGGCUAUAGAUGAAAUCAUUACAGCUACUGAGUUUGAAGAACUUGUAAUGUGGUAGUUGGCAUUUUGGGAAAAUACCUGUCCAUUCAAUUUCUUGUCAAGAGUUAAAUGUGAAAAUUGAUGCGACAGCUAGCAACUGGUUAGCUUAGCUUAUCAUAGACUGGAAACAGGGAAACAGCUUGGCUCUGCCCUGAAGUGAUAAAAUCUGUGUACCACCACCUCUAAAGCUCAAAUUAACACUUCGUAUCUGGUUUGUAGAAGAAACAAAUCUUACUGGAGUCUCUGCUGGUUGCCUGGCAACCUCACAAAGACGACAAGACUCUUGUUUCUGUGCAGAUUAAAGAUACGUUUUAAUUAAUGAGCUUUACAGGUGCCGUUAGCCUGAUUUUGUUACCUUCUGAACAGAGUGAGGCUAACUGUUUCCCUUUGUUUCCAGUAUUUGUGCUAAGCUAGGCUAACUGGCUGCUGGCUAAAUCUCCAUAUUCCCCUUACAGACAUGAGUGGUAUUCAUCCUCUAAUCUAGCUCUCUCAUGCAUCUCUACAUUUUCUGUGCUUAAGCAAACUAAUGUACCCCUCAGCUUAUAAUGUUAUGAAAGUUAUGCUUUUUAAAGAUGCAAUAUCUAGACAAAUUAAUACUAUAUUAAUACUUGACCAUUGUCUGAUUAAAUAUUUUAAUAGUAAUAAUAAGCUUUAUUUAUAUAGCACCUUUCACAACCAAAGUUAUAAAGUACUUUACAAUAAAACCAAAUAUUAAAAGUAAAUAAAAACCAGAACUUUAACCAUCAGUUAAGGAAAAGUCAUACGAUAAAUGUGAGUUUUAAGAACACUGAGUUUGCCUGCUGAGAUCUUCUGGACGUUCCAGAGCUGUGUGGCCCGGACAGCAAAGGCCUGGUCACCUUUGUUAACAACCUGUCAGCAGCGUUUUGUAUCAACUGCAAUCUCUGGAUGUUUGGCCCACUGAUACCAGAACACAACAUUAAUCGGGUCUGGAAGAGGUGAAACAAUGGGUGUUCUUCUUUUUUUUUUAAGUCUGCGCAGUAAGGAAACGACCUGAUCUGGGUUAGUUGUCUCUUUAUUGGAUACGGCAACCAGACUAAUAAAGGACGCAUCCGUGGUAUCAGGCUUCAUCAGGACCUAUGAUUGGGUGUCAGGCAUGUAGCAAUGGAAAACAAUGUCAUGGCGUUGCAAGAUUUGCCCCAGUGGAAGCACGUAUUCUACAGAAGCAAGGCAGACACUGAUUAAUCUUUCUCUAUCUCUGCUCUGCCUCCCUCCUUUGUCUCUCAAGGUUCCUUAACUCUUCAUACAACCAUUAAUGCAAGAGCAACUAAAAACCCUGACUGUCUCAUCUAGAGUGUGGCCAUUUUGUUUUCUGGUAUCAAAAAAUGCAGAGUGAAUUGAAGGUCUACCAUGUACAGUUCAUACUGAGCAUGAUAUUUGCACAGAGGAGAACAAAUGAAUUCAUGUUACAUCUCAGGUUUCUCAAUGGUGUCCUUCAUCUACAGAUGCUUUUUCUGUUGCAGUAGCAGUGCGAAUUCAUUUUCCUAUUGUUUAUAUUCAUGCAUGGUGCUUAUUAAUUCAAAUGAAUUCAUACUAUGGGACUUGCAUAUAUAGUAGAGAAGUGCGAUUCAAAAUUUGCUAUUCCAAAUGUACAAAAUAUAUGUUUCAUUAUAUCAAC
Molecule: messenger RNA, 4903 nt
Organism: Seriola aureovittata
Lineage: Eukaryota; Metazoa; Chordata; Actinopteri; Carangiformes; Carangidae
Gene: engase
Product: endo-beta-N-acetylglucosaminidase
Exons: 14
Coding region: 405-2576 (723 amino acids)
Biological process (GO): protein deglycosylation
Cellular component (GO): cytoplasm
Molecular function (GO): mannosyl-glycoprotein endo-beta-N-acetylglucosaminidase activity
Source: RefSeq, a predicted model, not a curated record